Messenger RNA from Otolemur garnettii (small-eared galago), 1710 nucleotides. RefSeq names its product MDM4, p53 regulator (gene MDM4). Gene Ontology annotation, biological process: regulation of cell cycle; negative regulation of apoptotic process. NCBI's taxonomy places the organism in Eukaryota, Metazoa, Chordata, Mammalia, Primates, Galagidae. Gene Ontology annotation, molecular function: ubiquitin protein ligase activity. Bases 170 to 568 code for a protein of 132 amino acids. The transcript is spliced from 5 exons. The record is from RefSeq and is a predicted model, not a curated record. Gene Ontology annotation, cellular component: nucleus.
UGGGGGAGGCCGGAAGUUGCGACUUCAUCGCUCGCCAUUUCAAGAUGCUGCUGAGGCCUUAGGGCCCGUUGCUGCCUACCCCUCUCCCCCCAAGCCGGGCUCAGCUCGGGAGCGACCCAUGGAGCGGCCGUAAGUUUUAUUAACAGACUAUAAUUUCAUCACUGCCAAAAUGACAUCAUUGUCUACUUCUGCCCAGUGUUCAACAUCUGACGGUGCUUGUAGGAUCUCUUCAGGACAAACCAAUAAGGUACGACCAAAACUGCCACUUUUGAAGAUUUUGCAGGCAGCCGGUGCACAAGGUGAAAUGUUCACUGUUAAAGAGGUCAUGCAUUACCUAGGCCAGUAUAUAAUGGUGAAGCAGCUUUAUGAUCAACAGGAGCAGCAUAUGGUAUAUUGUGGUGGAGAUCUUUUGGGAGAGCUACUAGGAUGUCAGAGCUUCUCCGUGAAAGAUCCAAGCCCACUCUAUGAUAUGCUAAGAAAGAAUCUUGUCACUUUAGCCACUCCUACUACAGGUAUGUCACAUCAUAUUUCUUCAGUGUAUAUAACAGCUUUGAGUUCAUUGGGGUAAAUGGUGGGAAAGCAAGGUGGAUGGAGGUGGAAAUGGAAUGCUGUCUUUGGCAUGACUGGGAGGAAUAUAUAUUACAUGCCACACUGAAUGUUAGUUCUGUGCUAUUUUUCAUUGUGAAACAUCUCAAACAUAUUGAAAAAAGAGAGAUGUCCACUUCCUAGAUGUACUGUUAACAUUUUGUCACAUUUGCUUCAUCUAGACUACUUUUAAAUCUAUCUCUCAUAGAUAAGGUCUUUGUUCCUUCAAACAUACAAUACCAUUAGUACACAACAAAAUUAAUAUCAUAAUUCUAAUAGCCAGUAUAUGUGUUGUUUCCCCCAGUUAUCUCAAAAAUAUUUUAUAUUUGACCUGCUCAAAUCAGAAUCUAAAGUCCACACGUUGCAUUUGGUUAUGUUUCAUAAGUGCCUUUAAUUUAUAAAACUUAACCCUCUUUUUUUCAUGUCACUUAUUUGUUGAAGAAAUGGGUCAUUUUUCUGUAGAAUUUUCCACAUUCUGGAGUUGAAGAUUGUGUCCUUGUAAUUUUGUUUAACAUGUUUCUUUAUGUGCCCAUUUUCAGUAAAUAGUAGUGCUUGAGUAGAUUCAAGUAUAAAUUUUUUGCCAAGAAAGCUUUGUAUACUAUAUAAUAGUAUAUUUGCCAUAUACUAUUGUAAAGGAGGUGCUUUGUACUUCUGCCUUAUCACUCAUACAGGGUCUGCCUGUCCCUCUUAGUCAUGUUAAGAUUCUGUGGGCUCAGGUGAUAGCAGUCUGAAGACUUGUUCCUCUUAGAACCUUUCACUUAAUUGUUUUAGCUCUCUGUAACCUGAAUGGAAAUUUGUCUUAUCUUUUGCUUGAUUCCAGACCUUUUAAGUACUAAGGUCUUUGCGUUUAAUCUAUUAGGUAUGUGCAGAAAACUGGCUGCUUUGGGGUCUGAGGUCUCCAAAAUGGUGGUGUGUUAGAGUAGAUGAAUAAACUGCAUACAUCUGAAAUGUAAUUGUAUAUCUCUCUUGAUUUCCAAAUUAUCUCCCCCCUCCCAACUCCUACAUAUGAAUCGCUUUUGUGAGCAAGAUAACUUUGUUCUUUGAAGAAAGCUCGUUUGUAAUCUCUUUAAAUUGGCUAUCUUUUGAUAGGUUAUUGAAAUAAAUAAGCUGAAAAGAAUUUUUUUU